GAUGACUUCAGAAAAUGCAGGUGGUAGUGGAAGCAUUCCAAAUGUUGAGACUAUAGACGAUAAAAAACGAAUUGCGCAACUUGAACAUGAAAUUUUUACCGUUUGUAAACAAUUGGACGAAAAAAGCGAAAAAUUGAAAGAAGUUCAGCAACAAAAUGCGCUUCUUAAAGAAAGGGCGAGUACUUUAGAAAAGGAUAAGCUUGACCGUUCAAAUUUUGUUGAGUCUGUUGUUCAGAGUCGUGACAAUCUUAUAUUCGAAAAGACUCAAUUGCAAAAUGACAAACUUGCUCUUGAACAAAGGAAGGGAGAACUUGAAAUGCAGAUUUCAAAAUUUACCAAUGACAAGCGGCGUCAUCUUGAUGAAAUUGAACAACUCAGAAAUUUGUGUGACACUUUAAGAACUGACAAAAUUCAACUUCAAGCACAAAUUGACGACUUUCAAUGCGAGAAGGCUGCUCUAGCUUAUGACAAGGAGCAAUGGAGUCAAGAGAAGCACAUUUUACUUUCAAGUAAGCAAUGGUACAUGGACGAGAUUUCCAAUCGUGAACAGAAAGUCAACGAAUUGAGAAUUCAAAAUAUUCGGGAAAAGUCGGAACUUCAACGGGAAAUUGCUCUUCUCAACGAGAAAAAUAGCGAACUUUCUCUUAAUGCUACGAGAACUUCUAAGGCACUUCAAGAACGCGAAGCUGAGUUUGCCGAAUUGAAAGAAAAAAUGAAAAAUGUUUUGGAAGAGAAUUCAACUCAAAUUAGCGAAUUAGAAGCUGAAUUAAGGACAAGGGAAAGACUUACUAAAGUUUAUAAGGAUUCGAUGGAAAAGGCUGAUUUGGAACUUUCUGAGGCUAGAGACAAUGAAUUUAGACUUGAUGAGUUGGUAAAGGAGAAGGAAGAAGCUUUGUUGGCAAUGUCAUCAGAAUUGCAAGAAGCCAAGGAAGUUCAUGAAAAAAUUUUGAAAGAAAAAGAUGAUGAAUUGAAACGUCUUUCAGAAGAAGUUACAAAAUCUACAGAAUUGUUGAAUGCUGGAUUUAGACUUAAUCGUCCAGAUGAGGACAUCGCUAGGAUCUCCCCAGCAGCCGCUGCAGCUAGUAGUCUUUUAAAAAGUGGCAUGUCUUUGACUGGAAUUUAUGCUGAACAUUGUCGUGUUGUCAGUGAAUUGGAAAAGAAAAAUGCAGAAUUUUCUAGUCUCGAGAAAUAUGUGACAGAACUUAUUCAGGAUUUGGAUUCGCGAGCACCAAAGUUCCUUGAACAACGCAAGGCAUAUGACCAAUUGUCUGAACGUAAUGAAUGUUUACAGUUGCAAAAGGACUUAUUGAGCAGCGAAUGUCAAAAGCUUCAAUCUAAAUCUGACUCUUUGACUCGUGAGCUUACUUUCACAAAACGCGAAUUGGAGCGUUAUCAGCGGGAGCAUAAUAUUCAACAAAAACAGAUUCAACGCUUCCUUUAUCUUUUUGAGAAAGGUUCUCUUUCAUACAACGACUCUUUAUUAAAUGAGAGCAUUGCUGAUGACGAUUAUCUUUUUGCUAACAUUAGCGAACUUCAAUCAAAGAAUAUUCAAUUGGCUGAGGAGGUUGAACGUCUUCGUGGGGAGCAGGAUAAGGCAAUUGAAAAUUAUCACAAUACUGAAAUUGAAUUAUUAAAACAAUCACGUAAUCAAUUGCAAGAAGAAUUGAGCCGUCUUAAAGAGAAUUUCAGCAAGCAAAGCACGUUGGUCCAAGAAUUGACUAUGCAAAGAGAUCAAUAUAAAAAAUUGUAUGAUCAACUCAACAAUGCAAAUAGUAAUGGAAUGAGUUCGAAUGAAUCGACAGCUUCGGAAUCUACACAACCUAAUUUAAUCCAGCAACCGACAAUUAAGAGCCUUCAAAUGGAAAUUAUGAUGUGGAAAACAAAGUCUGAAAGAUUGCAAGAAACUAAUAUAUUUUUGAAUGAAGAUCGUCAAUCUCAUGAAAAGAUUCUCAAUGAUCGUCUUGACCAACAACUUGAACAAAUUUCUACUAUGCGUACAACAAUUGGCAAAUUGGAAAGCGAUCUUGAAUUCCAAAACAAAAAUCAACAAUUGUUGGCUAAACAAAUCGAUUCUUAUUCUCAUGACUUGAAUCGUUUAAAUAAGCAACUUUCUGAAUCCAAACGUCAAGUUGAAUCGUUAGAAAUUAGAAAUGAUUCUCUUACAAAUCAAUUGCUUGAAAAGCAGCAACGUCUUUCAACACUUGAAGUACAAAAUCAUUCUUUGUCUGAGGAACGUGCCGUACUUACAAGUCGUGAUCAGCGUUUGCAAGCGGAGUUGGAAAUUUUGAGACAAAACCGUUAUAGUACAGAGCGUGUUUCAACUUCAAUUCAAGAAAUGGAAUUAUUGCUUAAACGAAUGGAAGCAGAAAAAUCACAUUCUAUGGAUAGCCAACUUCAAUCAGCUCUUUUGGAGCGUGAUAACCUUCGUCAACUUAUUGACAGCUUGAACGAACAAAACAAUCAACUUGUUAAUGGUCUUAAGAACAGUUUGAAUGUUGCUUCUAGUGAGCGUGACAAAGCUCAGGCCGAUGCUAAAUCAAUUCAAACUCGUUUGGACGCAAUUGAACGAAUUUAUGAACAGUUGAAGCAAGAACACGAAACAUUGAAAAAUGAAAUGGAACAAAUUCAGUCAACAGACACAAACCUCGAAGCUUGCAAGAAGGAAAUUCAGAAAAUGAAAAAUACAAUUGCGUACCAAGAAAAGCAGAUUGCUGAAUUUGAAAAUAAAUGUGAAGAAUUGAAUGGAGCAAUUGAAAGAAAAGAUAAGCAACUUGAAGAGAUGUGCCGUUUGGGGACAAAUAUGGAGGGAACAAUUCAGUUUGGUAAUGUGGAGAGACAGCGUAUGCAGGCAAUUCGUGAACAACUUGAGGAGGAAAUGAACAAAAAUAAAUUAUUAAUAGAAGACUUGAGAAACGCUGUUUCAAUAAAGGAAAUGGAAUUACUCAGCCAGACGAAAAAUUUGACUGAAACUAACAACAAACUUGACGAAUUAAAUGCAAAAACCGAACAAUGGAUAGUUGAGAAGGACAAAGAGACACACGAAUAUAAACGUGUUAUUGAUCAACUUCGCCUUGAGAACGAAAAACUUCAAAGCGAUUUUGAGAGGGUCAAUUCAAAUUGUACUGACUUUUCUGAAAAUAAUUUGAGAUUGACUACUGAUUUGGCUAAGGAAAUCUCGAAGAGUGAAACCUUGACUCAACAAAUUGCCACUUUAGAGAAGGAUUGCCAGGAUAAGUGUGAGAAGUUCCAAAAAUCGAUUGUAUGUUUUUAG
Messenger RNA from Meloidogyne enterolobii, 3271 nucleotides. The record is from the annotation of a GenBank genome assembly. NCBI's taxonomy places the organism in Eukaryota, Metazoa, Nematoda, Chromadorea, Rhabditida, Meloidogynidae.